CCUUUUACUUUUCUAUCUAUUCGAUCCCAAACCCACCUGGGUUUUUGAUUCGAUAUUAUCUUUCACCGUACUCAUCGAACUUUGGACCCUUUUUCGACUCCGCCUGAGAAUGAGCCGGAAGCUCGCCCCCGAAGCCAAUCGGAUUCUCUUUGUCAAGAACCUCAACUACAACGUGACUGCAGAGCAACUAUUUGACCUUUUCGGGAAAUUUGGCCCAAUCCGACAAAUACGUCAAGGAAUCGCGAACAACUCCAAGGGCACCGCAUUUGUAGUAUACGAAGACGUUCACGACGCCAAACAGGCAUGCGAUAAGCUCAAUGGAUUCAAUUUCCAGAACAGAUAUCUUGUUGUCCUAUAUCACCAGCCGGAGAAAAUGCUUAGGUCGAAAGAGGACUUGGCGGAAAGGCAAGAGAAUUUGGAACGUCUCAAAAAGCAGCAUGGUAUAGAAUGACGUGACGAUUUCUUUUUUUCUCUCGCUUUCUCGACGUGUCCUUUGCGCUCCGUGCAAGACAUUGGGAUGCGUGUUAUCUUUGGCUGGCUGCGGGGUUUUUGGCGUUUUUUUUUUUUCUAACUCCUAUGGGUUUCAUGGCUCUUGUUCAUGGGUUUUGAGGGUGGUGGGUAGGUAGAAUGACACUUUUCUCUGGCUUUUCGCUCUAGGGACAGGAUGGGAUAUCUUUCAGGCUGGGAUCAGUUCUGUUAUACCGCUCAGUUUCCAUUAUCAAUAUAAUCACAUCGACCGCCCGCCAUUGAAGUGGUGCGGCAAACCUAUGAG
Molecule: messenger RNA, 772 nt
Organism: Aspergillus ochraceoroseus IBT 24754
Lineage: Eukaryota; Fungi; Ascomycota; Eurotiomycetes; Eurotiales; Aspergillaceae
Product: putative pre-mRNA branch site protein p14
Exons: 5
Coding region: 110-451 (113 amino acids)
Cellular component (GO): cytoplasm; ribonucleoprotein complex; nucleus
Molecular function (GO): mRNA binding
Source: RefSeq, a predicted model, not a curated record